AUGCUCAAUCAACACCUGCCCGGGAAUGUCGCGUUCCAAGUCGGUGUACAUCAUGACAAGGGACAGCGGCGGACUAUGGAAGACGCUUACUCUUUCGUAGUUGAUUUUGCCCGUGUACGCGGUCAAGGGUAUUUUGCUGUUUUUGACGGACAUGCGGGCAAGUAUGCUGCGGAAUGGUGUGGACGACAUUUUCAUGAGCACCUAAUUGAGCAAUUGCGCGAGCAUCCCGAACUGCCGAUUCCCGAUGUGCUCAAUUGUACUUUCCACGCUGUCGACUCGUCGCUGUCUGCUCUUGCUGCAUCCAAUGAAAAGAUGCAUUCUGGUUGUACAGCUGUCUCGGCGUUCUUGCGCAUUGAAGACGCAAAUGGAAAACAGUCGUUCAUUGAAGGACUUGACAUUGGCGGAACAACUUCACAUGAUCGUGAUCGGACAGUUGUUGCUUCUCCGGCUCAAGAGGCGGUACCAUACCCAACACCUGAAAAUUCGCAACAAGAUCCGCCAUCUCCACGGUCAGACAGUCCGGAAGCCAUAACGCCUCCACCAGAUGCACAACUCAGGCGUGUAUUGUACACUGCGAAUGCGGGUGACGCACGUGCUGUGUUAUGCCGUGGCGGCAAGGCGGUCCGUUUAACAUAUGACCAUAAGGGCAGUGAUAAACAAGAGGCGAAACGGAUUUUGGACGCAGGCGGACUUGUAAUUAGUGGACGCGUCAACGGCAUUCUUGCGGUGACUCGGUCUCUUGGCGAUUCUUCUAUGAAGGACUUCGUUGUUGGAGCCCCCUAUACUACGGAAACCGAGCUUGGCGACGAUGAUGAUUUUUUAAUCCUUGCUUGUGACGGGGUCUGGGACGUUACCUCUGACCAAGAAGCCGUCGAUAUGGUCCGAAAUGUAACGGACCCUCAACAAGCGAGCAGCAUACUUGUUCAACAUGCAUUAAAGGAAUCAACAGAUAACAUCACUGCAAUCGUUGUACGAUUCCCGUCCACGCAUAUUCCGCUUUCCUAG
This is a messenger RNA of Fomitiporia mediterranea MF3/22, 1005 nucleotides long. RefSeq names its product protein serine/threonine phosphatase 2C. The transcript has 3 exons. The coding region runs from base 1 to 1005 and encodes 334 amino acids. The record is from RefSeq and is a predicted model, not a curated record. Gene Ontology annotation, biological process: protein dephosphorylation. Lineage: Eukaryota; Fungi; Basidiomycota; Agaricomycetes; Hymenochaetales; Hymenochaetaceae. Gene Ontology annotation, molecular function: protein serine/threonine phosphatase activity; cation binding.